Molecule: messenger RNA, 3526 nt
Organism: Hyposmocoma kahamanoa
Lineage: Eukaryota; Metazoa; Arthropoda; Insecta; Lepidoptera; Cosmopterigidae
Gene: Dhx15
Product: putative pre-mRNA-splicing factor ATP-dependent RNA helicase PRP1
Exons: 14
Cellular component (GO): spliceosomal complex; intracellular anatomical structure
Molecular function (GO): RNA binding; RNA helicase activity; ATP binding
Source: RefSeq, a predicted model, not a curated record
CCAGGCCUCCCCCACUCUCAGCGCUAUCACGAGCUGCUGCGCCGGCGUCUAGGACUGCCCGUUUGGGAAUACAAGAAUGACUUUAUGCGACUCCUAAACACACAUCAGUGCGUUGUGCUUGUUGGUGAAACCGGUUCUGGGAAGACCACGCAAAUUCCACAGUGGUCAGUAGAGUUCGCAGCGGUUACAGCAGGCAAAUCUAAGGGCGUUGCUUGCACGCAACCUCGACGAGUGGCGGCCAUGUCGGUGGCUCAGCGGGUGGCUGAAGAGAUGGAUGUUGCUUUGGGUCAACAAGUAGGUUAUAGCAUCCGUUUCGAAGACUGCUCGGGGCCACAGACCGUCUUGAAGUACAUGACUGACGGUAUGUUACUCCGCGAGGCAAUGUCAGAUCCGAUGCUGGAGCAAUACAGAGUCAUCCUCCUCGACGAAGCCCACGAAAGAACCCUGGCCACGGAUAUCCUUAUGGGGGUCCUUAAAGAGGUGAUCAAGCAACGGCCAGACCUAAAGCUGGUCAUCAUGUCUGCGACGUUAGACGCUGGGAAGUUCCAGCAGUAUUUCGAUAAUGCUCCAUUGAUGAAUGUACCAGGCCGUACUCACCCCGUAGAAAUAUUCUACACACCCCAACCUGAACGUGACUACCUCGAAGCAGCAAUACGUACUGUAGUACAAAUCCACAUUUGUGAAGAAGUAGCUGGUGACAUACUGCUCUUCCUCACUGGUCAGGAGGAGAUAGAAGAUGCUUGCAAGAGAAUCAAGAGAGAGAUAGACAAUCUGGGAACAGAUGCAGGAGAAUUGAAGUGUAUACCGUUGUAUUCCACCUUGCCACCGAAUUUGCAGCAGCGAAUCUUCGAAGCGGCGCCACCCAAUCGUCCCAACGGUACCAUAGGCAGGAAAGUGGUCGUGUCGACGAACAUCGCGGAGACCAGUCUCACCAUAGACGGAGUGGUCUUUGUCAUUGACCCUGGUUUUGCUAAGCAAAAGGUGUACAACCCGCGGAUCCGCGUGGAGUCGCUGCUGGUGUCGCCCAUCAGCAAGGCGUCGGCGCAGCAGCGCGCGGGCCGCGCCGGCCGCACGCGCCCCGGCAAGUGCUUCCGCCUCUACACCGAGAAGGCCUACAAGGACGAGAUGCAGGACAACACCUACCCCGAGAUCUUGAGAUCAAACUUAGGAUCUGUAGUUUUGCAGUUGAAAAAGCUGGGCAUCGAUGACUUGGUGCAUUUUGACUUCAUGGACCCACCACAUUCCACGACUCUGACGAGAAGUCUAUCUCUGGUUUCAGACGACGACGGCAACCUGACAGAUCUCGGCGCAGUGAUGGCUGAAUUCCCUCUCGAUCCUCAGCUGGCGAAGAUGUUGAUCGCUUCGUGUAACCACAACUGCUCCAAUGAGAUACUCUCUAUCACUGCUAUGUUAUCAGUUCCACAAUGCUUCGUGCGGCCUAAUGAGGCUCGCAAAGCAGCAGACGAGGCUAAAAUGCGGUUCGCCCACAUCGAUGGAGAUCAUCUCACGCUGCUCAACGUCUACCACGCAUUCAAACAGAAUAUGGAAGAUCCUCACUGGUGCUAUGAUAACUUCAUCAACUACAGAUCUCUGAAGUCCGGAGAUAAUGUGAGACAACAACUAAGCAGGAUUAUGGACAGAUUUAACUUAAAACGAACAAGUACGGAGUUCACGAGUAAAGACUACUACAUAAAUAUUAGGAAAGCACUUGUCAAUGGAUUCUUCAUGCAGGUAGCGCACUUGGAGCGCACGGGCCAUUACCUGACGGUUAAGGACAACCAGACGGUGCAGCUGCACCCGUCCACGUGUUUGGACCACAAACCCGACUGGGUCAUAUACAACGAGUUUGUCCUCACCACCAAGAAUUACAUUCGCACCGUCACCGACAUCAAACCUGAAUGGCUUCUAAAAAUCGCGCCACAAUAUUACGAACUCAACAACUUCCCUCAAUGCGAAGCACGAAGACAACUAGAGCUGCUGCAAACAAGACUGGAAUCUAAAGCGUACCAAGAAGGAUUCUAAUUUCUUUCAUAAGAUACCUUACUUUGUAUUAAUGAAUUUACUACUCAUUGCUAGUACGAACAACGGCACGUUUCCCUUAGAAGAUAAACUCAAAUGUAUGCCACUUAUAAGAAGGUCCAAAGUCCAGUAGCUCUGUUAACUGUAGAAGUAACUUUUGGACUCUAAAAGUUCGAAGUUAACACGAUUUUUUUGGUGUUUGCCCGAUAAUUAUCCAUGCUGAUUCAUAGUAUAAAAAUGACAUAUAGUGAGGAAACUAAUUAAACACGUUACGAAAAAUCUUUGAGUAAAACAAUGUGACUUUUUUUGGAUUGAUAUUUGACACGCUUGGACACGUCUCUGAUACAAACAUUGUCACGGUAGCACUUUGUUCCAAUUAAUUAUAGAAAUGUCAUGAUAAUUACAGAUCGCGACACGUAAGUUUAGCAAAAUGGCGGCCUUCUGCGCAGGUCUGCAGUUUUCAGGCCGAGGGCCGCAGACUAACUGUGGCGCACUGCUGUCUAAUAACUAAAACUCUGUUAAGUGAUAAGUGGUCAAAUUUUUUCUUUAAAAAGCAUGAAACAGAGCUCAAAAUUCACUAUUUAAAAACAGUUAAGUUGGUAAAAGUUUCCGACAUAUUGGAGCUUACGCACAGUUAAAGUAACAUUGCACUUAAUAUAUUUUCAAUAUUCUAAAACUGGUUUACUGUUUUAUUAAGAUAUCUCAAAAAAAUAUUUUGUCACACUGCCGCGUUUUAGUUAAAGGGCGGCAGCGCAGACGUAGCUACGUUGCUUAGUUACGCCUCGCUUAAAAUCGUUGCACCUCAUAUCGCACUUCAGUUGAGAUCGUAAAAUCGACUUCUGCGCAUUGUUCAACUUACGUGUCGCGAUCUGCAUCAAGGUACAUUUAUUAAAAUAAUGGUCAACGGUAAUUAUCCCUUAGAACCCUGCCGUAAAAAUCUGGCACCAGCAUUGUCUUCCUUGAUGGGUAUUGCGGGUGGGUGAAAAUUCAUCGCAAUAAGGCCAGAGUCCAAACAACUUGUCAACCUAUACAACUCGGCUUAAAUGUCUAAGAGCCUAUUGCACAGGGCGUUGCAAGCAAGAAACUUAUAUCGACCUCUCCUACGUAAAGUAUUGUAAGUCGAAAUUGCAAGUUUACAGGCGAGCGUUUUAAAGUUUCAGACGCAAUCACGUAGUAUCUGAAUUAGUGUUGAAAUCAGGUCCUGCAGACUGUCCAACUUAUCAACAACUGAUCUCGACUAGUUGUUAGUUUAUAGACACUGUUUUGUAUCGGGGUUGGUUUAAAUUUUAAUUUAUUAAUACAAAUGAUAAGCAACUCGUAUACCCAGUUACAUUGCAGAAAGAACUCUACUCAUUUUCACGAAAUUACACCCGUUUGUUGUUUCCCUUAGACUGUCACACUAUAAUAUAAAAAUAAAUCUUUUUUCAUUCCAAAUGUUUAACAAAGUAAUAAUAAUAUUAUAUAGCAAUAGCGUGUUUGACUACAUAGCAUAUAGAAACUGUAUUUA